Molecule: messenger RNA, 1548 nt
Organism: Oryza brachyantha (malo sina)
Lineage: Eukaryota; Viridiplantae; Streptophyta; Magnoliopsida; Poales; Poaceae
Product: vacuolar-processing enzyme-like
Exons: 1
Coding region: 1-1386 (461 amino acids)
Biological process (GO): vacuolar protein processing
Molecular function (GO): cysteine-type endopeptidase activity
Source: RefSeq, a predicted model, not a curated record
AUGGGGCGCUGCGUCGUGGUGCUGCUGCUGCUCGGCCUCGGGGGCGCAGUGUGCGGGCGGUGGCAGGAGGAGUUCCUGCGGCUGGGGUCGGAGGGAGGCGGGACGAGGUGGGGCGUGCUGGUGGCGGGGUCGAAGGGGUUCUACAACUACCGGCACCAGGCGGACGUGUGCCACGCGUACCAGAUCAUGAGGAAAGGAGGCCUCAACGACGACAACAUCGUGGUGAUGAUGUACGACGACAUCGCCAGCCACCCCGACAACCCCAGGCCCGGGACCAUCAUCAACCACCCUUCCGGCCCCGACGUCUACGCCGGAGUCCCCAAGGAUUACACUCGCAAGGACGUCACCGUCAACAACUUCCUGGCCGUGCUGCUGGGCAACAGGUCGGCCCUCACCGGCGCCGGCAGCGGCAAGGUCGUCAGCAGCGGCCCCAACGACCACGUGUUCGUCUACUACGCCGACCACGGCGGCCCCGGCGUGCUGAGCAUGCCAGGACCGGCGGAGGGCGAGUACCUGUACGCCAACGACCUGGUGCAGGCGCUGAAGAAGAAGCACGCCGCCGGCGCCUACAAGAGCCUCGUCAUGUACGUGGAGGCGUGCGAGUCCGGCAGCAUCUUCGAGGGCCUCCUCCCCACCGACAUCGCCGUCUACGCCACCACGGCCUCCAACGCCGACGAGAGCAGCUGGGGCACCUACUGCCCCGGCGACGACCAUGGCGCCCCGCCGCCGGAGUUCGACACCUGCCUCGGCGACCUCUACAGCGUGGCCUGGAUGGAGGACGCCGACGCGCACCAGGACGGCCGCCGGGGCGAGACGCUGCAGCAGCAGUACAGGUCGGUCAAGAACCGCACGUCGGACGCGGGCACCUACUUCCUCGGCUCCCACGUCAUGCAGUACGGCGACAUGAGCCUCAGCCCGCAGAGCCUCCACCUCUACUACAUGGACACACCUGCUGCAGCCAGCCGUGCUGACGACGCCGCCGCCGCCAUACCUGCGAGUGUGAGCGUGAACCAGCGUGACGCCGAUCUCCUCUACCUGUGGCGCAAGUACAUGAGAGCGGCGCCCGAGAAGAAGGUGGAGGCUCGGGAGCGGCUUCUGCAAGAGAUGGGGCGGCGAUCCCGCGUGGACAGCAGCGUGGAGCUGGUCGAGGGCCUCAUCUUCAGCUCCGGCAAGGAGAAGGAGGAGAAGAAGGCGAAGGCGGGGCAGGCGGUGGUGGAGGACUGGGAGUGCCUCAAGUCGAUGGUGCGGACGUUCGAGGCGCGGUGUGGGUCGCUGGGGCAGUACGGCAUGAAGCACAUGCGCUCCUUCGCCAACAUCUGCAACGCCGGCGUCUCUCACCACGCCAUGGCAACUGCCGCCUCCCUCGCAUGUCCUCCUCACUUGUAAAUUCUUCAUUCUCAUCGCGUCCACGCCAUGGAUCCAUCCAUCUUAAUUACUGCCACUGUAAAUAAUAAUAUAUACUCCAUCAAAGUACCGCUAAAUUAAUCCAGAUCGAUCGGUCAAGUUUCAUCACUUAGGCGAAACAGUUUCCAAUAUCUUUUCCUAAAA